AGCUCCGCCCUUCACGGAGAGGUUGUGCAGAGCAGCCUCAGAGGCCGUCCCGGACCUUUCUCCGUGUGACUUUCCCUUCUUCCCGGCAUUCCUGUUUCCGCUUUCUCGGUGCUCUCCGGGUUCUGCACCACUAAGGUGCUUCGUGCCCGGUGCUUCAGUAACGUCAUCUCUCUGCGCCGCGCGGACACCCGCCGGUAGAAGGGGAACCAUUCCGCCGCCCUUCCCCUCUUUUGUUGGCCUGCUGCUCCUUCCGAAUCAUGGCGCCAUCGCUAUGGAAGGGGCUAGUAGGCAUCGGCCUCUUUGCCCUAGCACACGCCGCCUUUUCCGCUGCGCAGCAUCGUUCUUAUAUGCGAUUAACAGAAAAAGAAGAUGAAUCACUGCCAAUAGAUAUAGUUCUUCAGACACUUCUGGCCUUUGCAGUUACCUGUUAUGGUAUAGUUCAUAUUGCAGGGGAGUUUAAAGACAUGGAUGCCACUUCAGAACUGAAGAAUAAGACAUUUGACACUUUAAGGAAUCACCCAUCCUUUUAUGUAUUUAAUCAUCGUGGUCGUGUACUGUUCCAGCCUUCGGAUACAACAAAUUCUUCAAACCAAGAUGCAUUGUCCUCUGACACAUCAUUGAAGUUACGAAAAGUCGAUUCACUGCGCCGUUAAGAUUUUUACAAAUUGUAAUAUCAGGACAGGACAGGACAGGACAGAACAGGACACAGAGCUGAAUGUUGGAGUUUGGGGUGUGAAACACUCCUCCCAUCAGUAUUUAUAUUGACCUUUCAGACCUAAUUUAAAAAAAAAAUCUAUGCCCCUGUUUGUACACUGUUAAUGAGAUUGUUAAUGAAGUAUACAUUAUCUGUGAAAUGGGUCUUUGAUCUUUCGUAUAGGGAAUUUUUUUCAUUUGAAACAAAUUUGCAUCUUUUGUAAAAGUCACUAUUUUGAACACAUGAAAAAUGAUGGUGAUUUUUGUGAUUAUUUAUUUUCCUAGGUUUCUUUUGCACUACAGUUUUUAGGAAUCUUUUUUUGGAGAUACUGUGUGACUACUGCAUUUUGUAACCUGAAUUACAGUAAAAUGGUCUUCAGUUCUUUUCAAAUUCUGAAAUGAUGACUUCUCUUUUUCUUACGGUCCCUAAAAAGUGGUUCUUCUUUCACAGAUAUUUGCCAGUUUUUAAUUUAUCCAUGACUUCUCACCCCACCCCGCUCCCAUAUGCUUUCUAACAGCUGUCUUAUUUGAUCACUUCUCUGAGAUCAUUUGCAGUGAGCAAUUUUUAUGUCAGAAAUUCUGUCAUAGCAAAUAUAUUUAACAGGCUCAGCUUGCUCUAAAGCUUCUUGUGUUCUCUUCAGUUAGCUGUAAAAACUUUCCCCAAUUAUAUAGUGUUACGAAUAGUGGAAGAUGACUAAAAAGUCAUUUGUGAUUUCAUUAUCCUUCCUAUGUAGAAGAAUAGUAAUCAGUGAGAAAAAGUGAUUAAGCCAGUUUAACUUAUUCAAAGUCUUUGUUAGUCUAUUUAAUACUAAGAUAGUAAAUUAGUGAAAAUAAAGGAAACGACUCAUUAACGUAAAGGCAGAUGUAAAGGAAUCGGACCAAAUAUAUUCUAAAUAUUUGGAACUAAUAUAUUUGUUUAGAAAACUAAGGUCAUUGAAGAAAUUGUUGUCUAGCUUCUGAUUUAUAGCAGGCUUACCAUUUUCCAUCUUCCCUGUAUGGUGCUAAAGGUGAAGAUGAGGAUAAAGAGUUGAAUUUUUUCAGAAACAGUAAUUUUACUCUUAGUGAAAUUUGGCUAGCUCUUUGGGCCAAGCAAAACAAAACGAAACCUGCAGGAAGCUCAAGUUUAUUUUUUUUUAGAAAACAUUGCUUUUGUUGAAUUGUGCAGGUAUAAAAACAUUACUUUUGUUGAAUUGUAUAGGUGUAAAGGGAAUAACUGUAUGCCAGUUUGAAAAGCAACUAUGCUUUGGGCAAGAGUCAUAUGAUGCCCAUAUACUUGAUGGCAUUUUUUAAUUAGAAAUGAAUCGAGCUCUUCUGUCCUGCCUGGUAAUGCACAGCCCCAAAGGACAAGAUUAUUUUGUCAUUGGAUUUUUAUUGUUUUCGUUUACCCGCCUAAUCCGUGCAACAAUGACUCUGCUCUCUAAAGAGAACAAAGUUAGCAUCUGUUGGUAACUUAAGAUAAGUUAGAAAUGUGUUAAAAAUAUGAAGUCAGGGAUUAUAGUGAUAAUAAUGAAGUCAAAAUACUGUGCGAAAAAACUAGCCUCUGCUAUCAGGCUCGUCUGUUGUUUCCUCAGGUACGACUUGAUUCGGGAGAGCUUCCUGUUUUCUUCUCUUUUGGGGCUGUCUUCCUUUCCUAAUGUGUUUUUGGGUUUUUGUUUUGUUUUUUUGGUACUGGGGAUCGAACUUGGGAACUUGCGCUUGUGCGGCAGGUACCGGAACCACUGAGCUAAAUCCCUGGCCCUCCUAAUGUGUUUUUGUAGUACUGUUACUGAGAUACAAUUCACAUAGCUUGCAAUUCACCUUUUUAAUGGGUACAAUUAAAUGAUUUUUUUAUUCACAAGGUUGUGCAACCAUGAGCACAGUCAAAUUUUUAGGAUAUUACAUUACCCCCAAAGGAGCUCUGAACCCGGUAGCAGUCGCCUCUUAUUUUCUUCCAGUACCCACCCCCAGCCCUAGGCAGCCAUGUCUUUCUUUCUUUUUCUAUAGCUCUGCCUAUUCUGAUUAUUUAAUAUAAGUGGAUUCAUAUCUAAUCUUUGGUGACUGACUACCCACAUAGAGUUUUCUGUGUGAAAUGAAAAGUUCUCAUCUUGAAAACUUAUUACAGUGAAAGGAAGUGGUUGGUAAACCAGCAGAUUUAAUGAGGGAGGGUCAGUUACCUAGUAGGUUUCUGAGUUAAUCUUAUGCUGAAUAGCUUUUCCUUGUAGCCAAGCAAUCAUGAUAUACUACUGCUUAUAAUAUUUUGGAUAGUUUCUAGAACAGUUAUUGAAAUCUCUCUUUUUCUGCCCAGUCAGGAUAAUCCUGCUAAAAGUGAUGCCAAAUAAUUUGGCAAAAAAUUGACAUAGCAGUUUUCAGGUAUGUGUAACUUUGCUAUGCUAGCAGCUUGUAUACCUUGGGCCAGAUGAGCGCCCCAAAUUUCUUCUUAAAUUUACACCAGUGAAUUUCUGUUGUCUGUUUUAAGUAUGUACUAUAAGACUGAAGGUGAUUUGAGUGCAUUGUAACAGUGCUAAAUGUUUUAAGUAUGGAGUUUUACUUACAGCACUACAAAAUAGUCCAUUUCUGCCUAGGGUAGUUAAAAACAAUAUAGUGAUAUGAACUAAUUAAGCCUGCAGUUGACUCUGAUUUCAGUAACAAUUCAGAAGUAUGAAAAGUGCGCACCAAUCAAAGUUCCCCAGAAUAUAGGGAGACUCCUUAAUAAUCAGGCAACCAGCCAAAUACUAUGGGCCAGUGGCCCAGCAGCAGAAAAUGCAGAUCUGUGAACUGGAGGCAUAUGCUCUGUGACUCCCUACUAAUUAAUUGUUUCCUAAGCAUUGUGGCUUAUUCUUGAUUGGCAUGACAGCAUCUUCCUGGUUAUAUGUGGCCUGUUUCCAUGAUGUAUUGAGUAGUGUUGUUUGUUGUGAACAUCGAUGCCUGUAACACCAAGCUAAACACAUUUCUUUGGAUUUGUUUCCUCUCUUUAAAUUAUCUUUCCCUGUGUAAUAAAUAAAUGAUUGUCUCACCCUGUU
Molecule: messenger RNA, 3692 nt
Organism: Heterocephalus glaber (naked mole-rat)
Lineage: Eukaryota; Metazoa; Chordata; Mammalia; Rodentia; Bathyergidae
Source: RefSeq, a predicted model, not a curated record